AUGGAUGUUCCUAGAACAGACAAUUCAGAUGUAUUUAUGAUAUUAAUGCGGAUUGGUUUCGCUUCAUUGCUCUGGAUGAAAAGUCCUGCGCUUUUCGAUAUUGAAACCUUAGAAAGACUAAGAAAAGUACGAAAUGUAAGGGGUAAAAAGGUUGGAGGAUUUGAAACGAGAAAAACACAUGCACAGCCUUCUGUUUCCAGUAUUUUAGCUUAA
Messenger RNA from Botrytis fragariae, 213 nucleotides. RefSeq lists its product as uncharacterized. The coding region runs from base 1 to 213 and encodes 70 amino acids. The transcript is spliced from 2 exons. The record is from RefSeq and is a predicted model, not a curated record. NCBI's taxonomy places the organism in Eukaryota, Fungi, Ascomycota, Leotiomycetes, Helotiales, Sclerotiniaceae.